Messenger RNA from Nakaseomyces glabratus, 369 nucleotides. RefSeq names its product DNA-directed RNA polymerase II core subunit RPB9 (gene RPB9). Gene Ontology annotation, molecular function: nucleic acid binding; DNA-directed RNA polymerase activity; zinc ion binding. Gene Ontology annotation, cellular component: RNA polymerase II, core complex. NCBI's taxonomy places the organism in Eukaryota, Fungi, Ascomycota, Saccharomycetes, Saccharomycetales, Saccharomycetaceae. The record is from RefSeq and is a predicted model, not a curated record. Gene Ontology annotation, biological process: transcription-coupled nucleotide-excision repair; maintenance of transcriptional fidelity during transcription elongation by RNA polymerase II; transcription initiation at RNA polymerase II promoter.
AUGACUACUUUCCGUUUCUGCCGAGAUUGCAACAACAUGCUUUACCCUCGUGAGGAUAAGGAGAACAACAGACUACUUUUCGAAUGCAGAACAUGUUCGUAUAUUGAGGAAGCUGGUUCUCCCUUGGUCUAUAGACACGAAUUGAUUACAAAUAUUGGUGAAACCGCCGGUGUGGUGCAGGAUAUUGGUUCUGAUCCAACGCUUCCGAGGUCUGACCGUGAAUGUCCAAAGUGCCACUCGAGAGAGAAUGUCUUCUUCCAAUCACAGCAGAGAAGGAAAGAUACAAGUAUGGUUCUUUUCUUUGUCUGUCUAGCAUGCUCACAUAUAUUUACUUCUGAUCAAAAGAACAAGAGAACCCAGUUCUCUUGA